CCGAAGAUGAAGACAGAAUCGCGUUCGAAAGAUGAAACGAAAACGUAUCAGGAAUGGUUCAACUUAGCGGAUUCAGAUGGAGAUGGCCGCAUCUCUGGAAACGACGCCACAAAGUUCUUUGCUCUCUCAAACUUGUCUCGCUCUCAACUCAAGCAGCUUUGGGCUCUCGCUGAUACCAAACGACAAGGUUUUUUGGGAUUCCCGGAGUUCGUUACUGCAAUGCAGCUGGUUUCUCUGGCACAAGCAGGAUGCGAACUUAACGCAGAUAUCCUCAAAACUCAAAUUGACAAGGAAAAUAUUAAACCUCCAUUGAUGGAAGGACUUGAUGCUUUAGUAGCAAAAACAAAGAGUAUGACAAUUGAUGCCCCACCUGAAGUAAAUGGGACUACUAAGCCUCAACCAUUUCCAACUAAUCCAUGGUUUGCUUCAAAAUCUUUAAAGAAAUUACCUCUCAAUGCAGUUACAUCAAUAGUUGAUGGCUUGAAGAGAUUGUAUAUUGAGAGGCUUAAACCCUUGGAAGUCACUUACCUAUAUAAUGAUUUUGUAUCUCCAUUGAUGACCAACAGUGAUUUUGAUGCUAAACCCAUGGUCAUGCUCCUUGGUCAAUACUCCACGGGAAAAACAACAUUUAUAAAACAUUUGUUAAGAUGUGAUUAUCCAGGAGCACACGUUGGACCAGAGCCUACAACUGAUAGAUUUGUUGUCGUCAUGUCUGGACCUGAUGAGAGGAGUAUUCCUGGAAAUACUAUAGCGGUUGAUGCUGACAUGCCUUUUAGUGGCCUGACGACAUUUGGAGGUUCAUUUUUGUCAAAGUUUCAGUGUUCUCAAAUGCCACAUCCACUGCUAGAUGAAGUAACAUUUGUGGACACUCCUGGUGUCCUAUCUGGAGAGAAACAAAGGACUCAACGUAGCUACGAUUUCACUGGUGUUGUAUCUUGGUUUGCUGCAAAAUGUGAUCUCAUUCUUCUCUUAUUUGAUCCCCAUAAACUUGACAUCAGUGAUGAGUUUAAACGUGUAAUAUCAUCUUUACGUGGUAAUGAUGACAAGAUACGAGUGGUUUUGAAUAAGGCGGACCAGGUUGAUACUCAACAACUUAUGAGAGUUUAUGGAGCGCUAAUGUGGUCAUUGGGUAAAGUUUUAAAUACUCCAGAAGUUUCACGUGUAUACAUUGGCUCAUUUAACGAUAAGCCUAUGGAUGAAGGCUUUGUUGGUCCAUUAGGACAAGAUCUCUUUGAGAAGGAACAGAAUGAUCUGCUAGCAGAUUUGAUAGAUAUUCCAAAGAAGGCUUGUGAUCGUCGGAUCAAUGAAUUUGUGAAGCGUGCUAGAUCUGCUAAAAUUCAUGCAUAUAUAAUUAGCCAUCUUAAGAAGGAGAUGCCUGCAAUAAUGGGUAAAGCCAAGGCUCAACAAAGGCUUAUUGAUAAUCUUGAUGAUGAAUUUGCAAAGGUUCAAAGGGAGUUUCAUCUACCUGCUGGUGAUUUUCCUAAUGUAGAGCACUUCAGAGAAGUUUUAAGUGGUUAUAGCAUCGACAAAUUUGAGAAACUAAAGCCUAAAAUGAUUCAAGCCAUAGAUCACAUGCUUGGAUACGAAAUACCAGAGCUUCUAAAGAAAUUCAGAAAUCCUUAUGAUUAA
Molecule: messenger RNA, 1629 nt
Organism: Gastrolobium bilobum
Lineage: Eukaryota; Viridiplantae; Streptophyta; Magnoliopsida; Fabales; Fabaceae
Product: EH domain-containing protein 1-like
Exons: 15
Coding region: 7-1629 (540 amino acids)
Biological process (GO): endocytosis; endosomal transport
Cellular component (GO): intracellular membrane-bounded organelle; cytoplasm; plasma membrane
Molecular function (GO): calcium ion binding; GTP binding; protein binding
Source: RefSeq, a predicted model, not a curated record